AGUGAGUAUAAAAGCUGUUCGCAAAUGAUCAAAAAUGACAGUUUACUUCCGACUGGUGUACCGGUGUAAAGAACACUAUAAGUAAAUCCUGCGUCUAAAUUUAUCUAAAUAUGUUCAAGGUUAUUUUAGCCGUUUUUGCUCUGCUGGCCAUCGCCAAUGCCUAUCCAUCGGAUUUGACGCAACCUCAACUAGUAGGUGGAAAUAUUCCACCGGCUGGUUUUAGAGCAGUUCAGCAAAACCAGGGGGGACCCCAGCUGCAAACCGGGCAAAGUGAUCUGAUGGACCCUGUCGAAGAGGAGAACAAAGAAGGUUUGGAAAAAUCUGAAACAUUCGGAUUCGGAUACUAUCACCACUAUCCUCGAUACUACCACUACGGAUAUUACCCACACUAUUCUCACUACUACUACCCGAGAUACUAUAGCUCAUAUUGGUGGUGAAUAAAGCAUACUUCUAGAACAGAUUCUGGACAUUCAAGUAAUGUUUAAUGUGUGACCGCUUAAGUCCCAUUCACAAGCUAUCACCAAGUAUCAAUUUCCCUAUAAAGGCGCAACGAUGGGUUCAAAACCACUUUGGGUCGUGUGUUUGAGUUUGUAUGUAAGUGGUCAUUCAUGCGUACAUUUUCAGUUUUGAAUUAUCACACAUUUUGUGAUGAGUUUCACUUUACCUUGAAUAUCUGCUCUCUAAUCACUUUUACUGAGUCAUGAAUGUGGUGUGUUAAUUUAUAUUACAUUAAGUAAAAUAAACAGCUUCAAGUAACAAA
Malaya genurostris is the source of this 760-nucleotide messenger RNA. RefSeq lists its product as uncharacterized. The record is from RefSeq and is a predicted model, not a curated record. The transcript is spliced from 2 exons. The coding region runs from base 111 to 437 and encodes 108 amino acids. Lineage: Eukaryota; Metazoa; Arthropoda; Insecta; Diptera; Culicidae.